This is a messenger RNA of Malassezia restricta, 1161 nucleotides long. Its product is annotated as HAT1-interacting factor 1. Gene Ontology annotation, molecular function: histone binding. Gene Ontology annotation, cellular component: nucleoplasm. Lineage: Eukaryota; Fungi; Basidiomycota; Malasseziomycetes; Malasseziales; Malasseziaceae. The transcript is spliced from 4 exons. The coding region runs from base 1 to 1161 and encodes 386 amino acids. The record is from RefSeq and is a predicted model, not a curated record. Gene Ontology annotation, biological process: DNA replication-dependent chromatin assembly; CENP-A containing chromatin assembly.
AUGGUGUCAGUGAAGCAAGAUCUUGAUGAAGCCAACAAACUCUUUGCAUUAAAAAGAUACGACUCUGCUUCUGACUUGAUAGCUUCAGCGCUUGAAUCUUUGCGUGACACAUUCGGUGAGGACGCACCUGAACUUGCACCUAUCCUGCAUAUUUAUGGUCGCGCGUUGCUUGAGCAUGCCAUUUCUGUUUCAGGUGCACUUGGUGGCGGCGGCACGAUCGGAAGUACUGAAGAUGCUGAGCCUACAACGGCUCCUGAAAUGAUUAGUGGCGCACGUCCUGAAGAUGAAAUGCAUGGAGAUGAUAAUGGGCUCCGUGAGCAAAAUGCAGCAGCAAGAAAGCGUAAGGUCGCUGAUGAAGGCAACUUCGAUGCGAAUAAAGAAGAAGAAGAAGAAGAAGAUGAUGAUUUGGGUAUUGCUUUCACCGUGCUCGAUUUAUCCCGUGUCAUCUUUGAAAAAUUAUUGGAUGGAUCUCAUACCCAAGAGUCUCAUCAGGAAUCAAAAGGAAAAGGUAAAUUCAAGCCGGAACUACAUCUCGUCACCGGAGAAACCUGGAGUAAGAGGGAAAUUGAAUCAGAAUUGGCUGAGGUUCGGAACGAUCUUGGUGAUAUCGGUCUCGAAACAGAAAACUUUGAACAGGCUUCCGACGAUUACGAAGCAUCUCUCGACAUAUUGAAAAACCUGCUUCCACCUUACUCGCGCAGAGUCUCAGACGGACAUUUGCGCUUAGGCCUUGCACUGGAGUUUCACCCAGACGUUGAACAACGCAAGCAUGCCAAAACUCACAUCGAGCAGGCCGCGAAUGUUCUACGACGGCGUCUUGUGCAAUUAGAACGCGUUCGUUCACACGAAGAUAAGAAACCGUCUGAUGAGUCCGCCAACGACCACCUAUGGGACCUCGACGAAGAUCAACUUCGCCGUGAGAAAAAAGAUAUCGAAGAAAUGCUAAAGGAUCUUGAGCUCAAGCUGGAUGAACUCGCUGCGAAUCCAUCCACUGUCUUAAAAGACGACGGCAAGCCAGUGAACCCCGAACUGGAGAAAGCCAUUAAAGAGGCUUUUCUAGGCGCAACGGAGUCGCUGGCGAGUGACUCGGAGCUGCACGCUCCACCAGCCGACAAGCCAGUCAACGAUCUAAGUACGCGUGUAAAACGCAAGAAGCACUAG